AUGACUUCUGUAGCAUCUCCUUCCUAUUUACGUGUUUGCUUAUAUUUACUGUUCACUUUUUUCAGGCAGAAGUCUUUACUUCCUCCUUUUGAGUCUGCUGAAAUGCGUAUUUUAGCAGAAAGUUUAAGCAGGGACAUCGUUCGUGGUAGUCCAGAUGUUAAAUGGGACGGCAUUAAAGGGUUAGAGAAUGCAAAACGGCUACUCAAAGAAGCAGUUGUCAUGCCCAUAAAAUAUCCAAAGUACUUCACUGGUCUUCUAACACCAUGGAAAGGUAUUCUCCUAUUUGGACCCCUAGGAACUGGGAAGACUAUGCUAGCAAAAGCUGUUGCAACCGAGUGCAAUACCACAUUCUUCAACAUUUCUGCAUCAUCAGUUGUCAGCAAAUGGCAGGGUGACUCGGAGAAAUUGAUCAAAGUAUUAUUUGACCUGGCUAGGCAUCAUGCUCCAUCAACUAUAUUUCUCGAUGAGAUUGAUGCAAUUAUCAGCCAACGAGGUGAACGACGCAGUGAGCAUGAAGCUAGCAGGCGCUUAAAAACUGAGUUGCUCAUACAGAUGGACGGUUUAUCAAGGACGGAUGAACUUGUUUUUGUCUUGGUGGCAACAAACCUCCCCUGGGAACUAGAUGCGGCCAUGCUCAGACGUCUUGAGAAACGGAUCCUUGUACCACUACCAGAACCAGAAGCUAGAAGAGCCACGUUUUUCGGGUUCCGAUAUUUGGCUAUUGUGCAAAGAGGCUACAAUGCAGCCCUGAGACGGCUAAUUGCACUUCUUGAGGACAUACAAGAAAUGGUACCUAAGGAUGAGUUGCCCAAAGCUGGACCAAUUACACAUGGAGACAUUGAGAUGGCUUUGAAAAACACUAGACCAUCUGCGCAUCUCCUUGCUCAUCGCUACGAGAAGUUUAAUGCUGACUAUGGCAGCCAAAUACUCCAUGGAUUGAGCGACGGUGCUCACGCUACUGUACGUAGCAGCCAUUGCACAUUACUACCACGCAUUGGCGAUUGUCGAACAGGCUCUUCGUCAUGCAGCGGUGCUUGCCAAGCAAGCUUUUUACUGCGCACGGCAAGGAGGACCUUUAAGAUGUGGAAGAUUAGAUCGACGGAGUCGGCUGGUGGGGCGAAUUUGGUGGCUCCUCCGUUAGAAUUUUUGAAAAGAAAAAUGUGGAAGCUCAAAAUUGCUCAAGGCAAUGGACCAUACUUGUACAGCACCAAUAAUUUUGUAGGCAGACAAAUUUGGGAGUACGAUCCUAAUGGAGGAACACUCGAAGAGCGCCAAGAAUAUGAAAAGGCGCGCGAAGAAUUUCAGAAGAAUCGGGAGAAGGGAAUUCAUGCAAGUGGAGAUUUGUUCACGAGAAUUCAGCUUAUAAAAGAAAGUGGCAUUGAUCUGUUAAGCAUUCCGCCAGUGAGAUUAGAUAAAAGUGAAGAAGUAACCUAUGAAGCAGCUACCACGGCCGUGAAGAAAGCUUUACGGUUAAAUCUGGCAUUGCAAGCAAGUGAUGGGCAUUGGCCAGCUGAAAAUGCAGGCCCUAUGUUUUUCACACCUCCAUUGAUCAUUGUCUUGUAUAUCAGUGGCAAAAUUAACACCGUCUUGACACCAGAACACAAGAAAGAGAUGAUUCGUUAUAUUUACAAUCACCAAAAUGAUGAUGGUGGAUGGGGAUUCUACAUUGAAGGCCAUAGCACCAUGAUAGGCUCUGUGCUAAACUACGUCACAUUACGUCUAUUAGGAGAAGGACAGGACGAUGGCAACGGUGCAGUUACUAAAGGCCGCAAGUGGAUACUUGAUCAUGGGGGUGCAACUAGUAUUCCCUCCUGGGGAAAACUCUUUCUUUCUGUCCUUGGUGUGUAUGAUUGGGAUGGAUGCAAUCCAAUACCUCCGGAAUUCUGGCUUUUCCCAUCAUUUUUGCCUUUUCAUCCAGCAAAAAUGUGGUGUUUCUGCCGUACAACUUACUUGCCCAUGUCGUACUUGUACGGAAAAAAAUACCAUGGCCCACUCACUGAUCUCGUUUUAUCCCUUAGACAAGAAAUUCAUGUCAAAUUGUAUGAUCAGAUAGACUGGAACAACACACGCCAUAUUUGUUGUAAGGAAGAUUUGUACUAUCCGCACACCUUCAUACAAGAUUUGCUCUGGGACACACUCAACUACAUUACAGAACCACUAAUGAGGGUUUGGCCUCUGAACAAGAUUAGAGAAAAAGCUCUUGAAAAGGCAAUCAAAUUAAUGCGCUACUCGGCUGAGGAAACUAGAUACAUUACCAUGGCAUGCAUAGAAAAGAGUCUACAAAUGAUGUGUUGGUGGGCACAUGACCCAGAUGGUGACGAAUACAAGCAUCACCUUGCAAGAAUUCCUGAUUUCUUGUGGAUUGCUGAAGAUGGAUUGAAAACACAGACUUUUGGUAGUCAAUUAUGGGAUUGUUCUCUUGCCACUCAAGCUGUUGUUGCAACGGGCAUGGUUGAGGAAUAUGGUGAUGGUCUUAAGAAGGCAUACUUCUACUUGAAAGAAUCUCAGAUCAAAGAAAACCCAACUGGCAACUAUAAAAGUAUGUAUCGUCACUUUACUAAAGGUGGAUGGACUUUCUCCGAUCAAGAUAAUGGGUGGUCUGUAUCAGAUUGCACAGCCGAGGCGCUUAAGUGUCUACUUCUACUCUCACAAAUGCCAACUGAAAUUACUGGAGAAAAAGUUGACGUGGAGCGCUUGUAUGAAGCUGUAAAUGUCCUCCUUUAUGUACAAAGCCCGAACACUGGUGGGUUAGCACUCUGGGAGCCCCCAAUUCCACAGCCAUAUUUACAGAUGUUGAAUCCUUCAGAACUCUUUGCUGACAUAGUCGUCGAGCAAGAGCAUGUUGAAUGCACUACUUCUGUAAUCCAUGCGUUUGUAUUAUUCAAGAGUUUGCAUCCAGACCAUCGGAAGCAAGAAAUUGAGAACUCUAUAGCAGCAAGUGUACGAUUCCUUGAAGAAAGACAAUGGCUUGACGGUUCAUGGUAUGGGUAUUGGGCAAUUUGUUUCCUCUACGGGACAUUCUUUGCUCUAAAAGGAUUAGCUGCUGCUGGUAAGACAUAUGACAACAAUGAAGCAGUUCGAAAAGGUGUUAACUUUUUCUUGUCAACACAAAACGAAGAAGGUGGAUGGGGAGAAAGCCACGUGUCCUGCCCAACUAUGAAAUACACACCGUUGGAAGGAAAUAGAACAAACUUGGUACAAACAUCAUGGGCAAUGCUAGGCCUAAUGUACGGUGGACAGGCGGAGAGAGAUCCAGCACCUUUACAUAAAGCAGCAAAGUUGUUGAUUAAUGCGCAAAUGUAUAAUGGAGAUUUCCCUCAACAGGAAAUAACUGGAGUCUACAUGAAGAACUGUAUCUUGCAUUUUGCCCAAUAUCGCAACAUUUUUCCGUUGUGGGCACUUGGAGAAUAUCGUAAACGUGUCUGGUCAUCCAGAGCCUCUUAA
Messenger RNA from Fraxinus pennsylvanica, 3444 nucleotides. NCBI's taxonomy places the organism in Eukaryota, Viridiplantae, Streptophyta, Magnoliopsida, Lamiales, Oleaceae. The record is from the annotation of a GenBank genome assembly.